AUGGCUUCUCUAGUAGAAAAUGCGCCAGCAGACUCGCGUAGCCUGGAGGCCGACCGCAAAUGGAGUUUGCAACCACUUCUGCGCCAUGCUGAACGUUCGCACCAAAAGAUGCCAGGGAUUAGGAAGAUUCCUCUACGUGCAAUUAGCAUUAUCCUUUUUAUAGCACUGCUGAAUGCUAUCGUUUGGAUUGCAGCUGCGAUUGUGUUGCGUUAUCACACGUCGCUGGUCUCUACUGCAGUGCUUGCUUAUACUCUUGGUCUGCGACAUGCAUUCGACGCUGAUCAUAUUUCGGCCAUUGACUUAAUGACACGAAGACUUCUGGCUACUGGACAGAAGCCGGUCACCGUUGGAACUUUUUUUUCUCUGGGUCACUCGACUAUCGUGGUCAUCACCUCGAUUGUUGUUGCCGCGACUGCAGCUGCCGUUUCCUCCAAAUUUGAUAGCUUCAGCACCAUUGGCGGCAUUAUUGGAAGCUCUGUCAGUGCUGCUUUUCUAAUAUUACUGGGUCUGAUGAACGGCUAUAUCCUCUAUAAGCUCAUCAAGCAGAUGCAGAAGGUUUUCAACUUGCCCGAAGGCCAAGAGGAUGAAGCUUGGAAGAUUGAGGGAGGGGGAUUCCUCUUCAACAUCCUGAAAAAGAUGUUCAAAUUGAUCGAUCGGCCGUGGAAAAUGUACCCGCUCGGAGUCCUCUUCGGCCUGGGCUUCGAUACGUCGUCAGAAAUUGCUUUGUUGGGCAUAUCUUCGAUUCAAGCGGCAAAGGGAACUUCAUUCUGGGUGAUCCUCAUUUUUCCGGCGCUUUUCACUGCUGGAAUCCCGCUGCGAAUUUCCUCCCCCCCGAAGCGAGACAGCACUGUCUCUGAAGAUGGUGACGAAAUGCCCCAGUCCCACGACAACCAUCGUGAUCCCAUUGCCUUCCUCUAUUACUCCAUUGUCCUUACCACAUUAACCGUCAUUGUCGCUAUCGUUAUUGGUGUGAUCCAACUUCUCACCAUGAUCCUGAACGUUACAAACGCUACUGGAAGGUUCUGGGACGGCGUGCAAGUGGCUGGCGACUACUACGAUGUUAUAGGUGGAUCAAUUUGUGGUUGCUUUUUGAUUAUCGGUGGUCUUAGUGUUCUCCUCUACAAGCCCUGGCGGAGAUGGAUGGCCCGACGCCAUGGACGGCCAAUGGUGAAUGACGAAGAGAGAUAUCGUGAUGAUGAGAGCGAAUCAGCUGUUGAAAGCGGAGUUACCGUCCAUGAACCUGGUAGUAAUGUCAAGCAGGGCCGUACUGAGGUGUUUGGAAAAGGGACUUCUUCUCAGAUUGCAGUGACUGCUCAAGAGCGUCGCAUUGAAGAUGAGAUUGUUUAG
This is a messenger RNA of Penicillium manginii, 1347 nucleotides long. Its product is annotated as HoxN/HupN/NixA family nickel/cobalt transporter. Gene Ontology annotation, molecular function: nickel cation transmembrane transporter activity. NCBI's taxonomy places the organism in Eukaryota, Fungi, Ascomycota, Eurotiomycetes, Eurotiales, Aspergillaceae. Gene Ontology annotation, biological process: nickel cation transmembrane transport. The record is from RefSeq and is a predicted model, not a curated record. The coding region runs from base 1 to 1347 and encodes 448 amino acids. Gene Ontology annotation, cellular component: plasma membrane. The transcript is spliced from 6 exons.